ACAGCGGGCUUUAUUUAUCAAAACAUGCACGUGCGAAUUUCCUCGAUUCUCUAAACGGUUCCUAAUGGCUGAGUUGAUUGGUCUAUAUAGAGAAAUAAUAAACACUACAGCUCGUUUUGUUGUUCGGUUUCGUUUACGACUUUUGGAGCUCGCUGCUUGCAAACGGAUAACACGGCUCUCCUUGUCCUCCCAACGUUGUUACACGUCGGACACUUCAAACUCAUCAGCUGAUCAUCUCAGCUCUGGACUUGAGAGGUACAAGGACUUGCAGAAGUUUUUCAACAGGAGACUGAAGGCAACAUACCGCAGGUUCUCCAACAUACCUGAUCACUCAGUGGUCUGUGGCCAUCACCAUGUGUAUUUUGUUGAAGGUGAUGGCAUCUACAGAGUGGACAAGAGACAGGGAGAUCUGGAGCCAGAGCAGGUGUUAAAUCUAGGACAAAUCUCUGGAGGAGAGGAGAGGACAGCAUUUAAGAAUGGAGAGAGGAAGCAGAGGUUUCAGUGGACCGUUCAGAGAAUACGUUUGUCCCCACAGGAGAAGCAUCUUGCUGCCACACUAAAAACUACUCACAUAGAAGAGCCAAGGUGUGUGGUUGUGAGGCUUCAAAGAAGAACUUCUCCUCCUUUGGAUACCCAACACAUCAUUCUCACAUUGGACAAAGUCUUCAGCUUUGAGUGGGCCACAGAUGAGGUCCUGUUUUACACAACUCUUGAGGGUCUACGUUGCAGCAGAGUGUUUCGUCUGGACCUAACCUCCAGCAGAAGCAGGAUAACCUCUGUGUUUGAGGAAACACGGCCUGAUGUGUUUGUGGAGGUUGUCCUUUCCAGGGACCGACAGAUACUGAGCAUCAACUGCAACACCAGGACCAGUUCAGAGGUGCUCCUAAUUGAUACAGCAACACCCACUUUAGAGCCUCUCCUGGUUCAGCCACGGCAGCUGGACCUCCUGUACCACGUUGAGCACUGGAGAAGGAGGUUGAUCAUACUAACUAAUGCAGGGCCUGGACAGGAAUAUCAGGUGGUACAAGCCCCUCUCUCAGAGCCAUCCAUGGUCUCCUGGGUCUCACUGUUUGCCCCUGGCCCUGGCACUGCAAUCAAGGACAUGGAUGUGGUUGGAGACCACUGUGUGUUGACUGUAAGAACACCAGCUGAUGAACUUGCCCUGACUGUGGUCCCACUGACCCAUCCCAAGAAAGCAUAUACUGUACAGCUCCCCCCCUGGGCUUGUGCCAUUGAGACCAAGAAACCAGGCUUGGCAGAGCAACGUGAAGUGUUAGAAUUCCUGAUCUCAUCUCCAGUCCACCCACCGGUGCCCCAUUGCCUGUACCCCGAGGAUGGGCUCCUUUUAUCAGAAGAUGGGUCCUCCCUAGAGAACCAGGGCAAUUAUACCACCACGCGCUUAAAGGCCUGCAGCCAAGAUGGUACCUUGGUGCCAGUGACACUGUUUCAUGCAGUACCUGAGGAGGGUUUGAGACAGGCGCCACUGCUGGCCCAUGUCUACGGAGCUUAUGGCAGAGAUCUCCACAUGGAGUUCUGCCCAGACAAAAGGCUGCUGCUGGAGCAGGGCUGGGCUCUGGCCUACUGCCACAUCAGAGGUGGAGGAGAGCGGGGUCUGUCCUGGCAAAGACAGGCCCGUGAAGAGGGGAAGCAAAAAGGAGUGGAGGACCUUCAAGCCUGUCUCCAACACCUAUUCUCCUUAGGAUUCUCCUCUCCUUCACUCACUGCUCUUACAGCCCACAGUGCCGGGGCUGUGCCAGUGGGAGCACUGUGCAACAGACACCCACACAUGAUGCGGGCUGUCACACUGCAGGCUCCAUUUCUGGAUGUGUUGGGAACAAUGGAGGAUCCCAGCCUGCCUCUAACUUUGGAGGAUAGAGAGGAAUGGGGGGACCCCAUAGGGAACCCAAAACACAGACUCACCAUCACCUCCUACUGUCCCCUUUGCAACAUUACUCCUCAGCGCUACCCAUCGAUGCUGCUGACAGCCUACAGCAGUGAUGCCAGGGUUCCUUUGGCAGGUGUCCUCAAGUACACUGAACAGCUAAAGAAAGCCAUUCAUACAUACUUGACCACAAAUCCAAAGUCAGAAUGUGAACCAGCACCAAACAUAGUUCUGAAUAUCCAACCUGGAGCAAAUCACCUCGGACCAGAGGACUUUGAGCUGAUGCUGGAGGAGGAAGCCCUCAACCUAGGAUUUCUGUACACCGAGCUGAGCCUGGACCCUCCUCGGGCUCAACGCAAGAGGAAGAGAUAGCAUGGCUAUCAAGAGGUGGUCUAGCAUCAAAUGACAAUGAUCCAGUGAGAAAGAGAGGACA
Messenger RNA from Lates calcarifer (barramundi perch), 2315 nucleotides. Its product is annotated as prolyl endopeptidase-like. The record is from RefSeq and is a predicted model, not a curated record. Lineage: Eukaryota; Metazoa; Chordata; Actinopteri; Centropomidae. The transcript has 16 exons. Gene Ontology annotation, biological process: proteolysis. Bases 65 to 2254 code for a protein of 729 amino acids. Gene Ontology annotation, cellular component: Golgi apparatus; cytoskeleton. Gene Ontology annotation, molecular function: serine-type endopeptidase activity.